AUGCGGCAGUUCAAUUACUUGGCUAGUUAUCGAUUAGAUUCAGACUUUCCGUGUCCGAGAUUUUUGAAGCCAAGUUUAGAACCGCCGCUGCCGUUUUUUAAAAAAACAGGAUUGGUAAUCGUGGCACUGAGUCACUGUGAACCUGUACGAACGCGUUAUGUUGUUGAACUUAUGAACUACAUAGAUGUAGAUUCAUAUGGUGCUUGUUUGAAAAAUCAACAAUGGUUUGUAAAGAGGGAAAUGAGUCAUGGAGAAAAUUCCGUUAUGGAAAUGCAAAGGAAUUAUAAAUUUAGUUUGGUUUUCCCAAACGCAGACUGCGACUAUUAUAUGACUGAAAAAAUAUACAGUGCACUUUCAGCUGGAAGCGUACCUGUUUGGUUAGGAACGGAUAAAAUUGACGAGGUUCUUAAGUGGGGUAAUUUGAAUAAAUCCGUGAUUAAGGUAAAGGACUUUACUUCACCAAAAGCAUUAGCGGAAUAUCUGCUAAGACUGUCACAGGACGAGAAGGAGUACAAUAAAUAUUUAAAAUGGAAGUACGAGGGUUUUCAAUUCCCAAAAGAGUAUUAUACCUCGCCAAUAGGGCAGUGGUGGGACGGACUACCGCUGUACUGUAGGAUAUGCAUGAAGAUUGCGCAGGAUCCACAAGGACAUAAUGGAUUGCCAGUUGAUAAAUGUGAUGGACAGCAAAAGCGAACGCUGGAAAAGUGGAUGAAUAAUACAGAAUUGAAAAAUUUGAGAUAA
Molecule: messenger RNA, 741 nt
Organism: Dendronephthya gigantea
Lineage: Eukaryota; Metazoa; Cnidaria; Anthozoa; Malacalcyonacea; Nephtheidae
Product: alpha-(1,3)-fucosyltransferase 11-like
Exons: 1
Coding region: 1-741 (246 amino acids)
Cellular component (GO): membrane
Molecular function (GO): alpha-(1->3)-fucosyltransferase activity
Source: RefSeq, a predicted model, not a curated record